AUGCGGGAGCACACCGGGCCCGUGCGCGCGGUGCCCCUGCGGAGCGGAGUCAUAACCGCUGUCGGGGCACCGAUAAAACCUUGUUCAGAGCUAUCACUUCCUGUGAGGAUCUACUUCUGUGUCACUGUUGUGUCUCUGCUAAGUGUGAUAGGGCUGACCAUAGAGACACUCGUUCGACAAACGGAGGAAGAUUUCACCAUUUCUCUAAUUCAGUUAGUUGGAGUUGUGUUCUGUGUAUACUAUGUGACCAGAGGGAUCCUGCAGGAGAAUCGCCAGGAGCUCAUCGUCUUUGUUCUUUCCAUCUUGCUCGUGAUGUUUCGUUCCGUUGUCAACUUCACGGUUCUCUCUGCUGAGCAAAAGCCGAAACUCCUGGCCCGCUUCAUUCUCAUCCUCUUGGUUGGCUCCUUUGAUGUGAUCUGUGCCAUCAUCCUCAUUCAGAGUCAAAGCAUGAUGGCCUUCCGAGUGGGUGGUGCUCUAGAAAGCCUACAGUCACAGUACUUCAUGCUGAACCUCUGUUUUUCUAUGCUGACCUUUGAUCUUCAGGCACAGCUCUGCUUGUGUGUUCUGCUGAUAAGCCUGCAUGAGAUCACCCUUCUACAUAAUAUCAUCUCAGCAACAGGGGUUCUUUGGGCCUGCCUGAAGGUGACCAUCGGCAUCAUCGCAAUUUUAAAAGAACUGAAACCUCUAGUGUGGAUUUUUCUGAGUCAGAAUGUACCUGAAGUAGCUUAUCUCACCUACCUGCUUUACACGGUGAUCAGGGAGUGGGGCAAAGGGAAUUCUUACACUCUGGAAGCUGCUUUCAUUACCGGCUCCUGCAUUUCUGUUGCAAUAAAAUCUGUUUUGUUCUGGGCACUGCUUCAUGUCUACCGCAGCUUUGGGCAGGGGCUGAGAGAAAGAAUGUUUUCUUCCUAUGGAAGGAUCGACUCCUGA
This is a messenger RNA of Tauraco erythrolophus (red-crested turaco), 930 nucleotides long. The record is from RefSeq and is a predicted model, not a curated record. NCBI's taxonomy places the organism in Eukaryota, Metazoa, Chordata, Aves, Musophagiformes, Musophagidae.